AUGGUCGCUGUCGAUUACCAAGAGGUAUCGAGGCAGGUCGAUAGUUUGGCUGCCUCCCAAACUCCUCUAUCCUUGCUGGUUCAGGAAGCGUUGGAAGUCCUCGACGAAGCGUUGGACGAAUUUGGGCUCGAGCAUGUAUCACUUAGUUUCAACGGUGGCAAGGAUUGUACCGUGUUGCUCCAUCUUCUAGUGGCCGUCCUGGGCCGUAGAGGCGUUUCAAACAGGCCAACGCCGUCUGUGUACAUUCCUGUCCCUUCGCCAUUCCCGCAGCUGGAAACAUUCAUCGACGAGGCUGCAAAGGAGUACAACCUCGAUCUGUUUCAUUGUCCACUGCCGGAGCCGGAUCAACCUGUGGAGACGGUGGCCACUCCGGCGACACCCUCUCCAUCAUUAGCGAAUGGCCAUAAUGAUGGAUAUAUGAAACCGAAAAUGAAAGCAAAGGGAGGGGACGGAAUGAAGCACGCUUUAGAAAGCUACAAAGCACGAUUCCCUCACAUAAGUGCCAUCCUCAUUGGCACACGGCGAGGCGACCCCCAUGGAGCCACAUUAACCCACCGUAACCCGUGCGAUCCGGGUUGGCCGCGAUUUGUGCGGAUAAAUCCCAUCAUCAAUUGGUCUUACAGUGCGGUGUGGGAAUACCUACGCGUCCUGAAAGUACCAUAUUGUAGUUUGUAUGAUGAGGGGUACACGUCCCUUGGAUCCACAUACAAUACUUUCCGCAAUCCCGCACUCCUUGUACAACCCUCCUGCCACAAAUGUGCGCCGUACCGCACACUUCAGCUUCUGACGACCACAACAUCCAGUUCAUCGUUCGACCCAGACAGCUCUAAACCACGCGUUCCGACACCCUUUUCCAACGACCUUGUCUCCUCAUCCCUAACCCCGGACGCCGCCGCUCUACAGACACUUCCAGACAAGUUUGAGGUCAUCCCAACAGACCCCCGCAGUGUAUGCGUCGCAGACGCUACCGGGUGUGACCCGCUCCCAGACACGCUGGAGAUGAUUCGUGGAGACCCCGCCUCGACGUGUCAUGCCGACGCCUCGCGCUACGAUCCUCUGCCCGAUAAGCUGGAGUGGAUUCGGGGUGAUCCCAACGCACAGUGCUUUGCCGACGACUGCGGCUGUCAGCCACGUUAUCGACCUGCAUACGAGCUGCUGGAUGGGAGCCUGGAGAGGGCAGGUAGGGGCUCUGGUGUGAAGUUGGCUGCAUAA
Fibroporia radiculosa is the source of this 1212-nucleotide messenger RNA. RefSeq lists its product as uncharacterized. The transcript has 5 exons. NCBI's taxonomy places the organism in Eukaryota, Fungi, Basidiomycota, Agaricomycetes, Polyporales, Fibroporiaceae. The record is from RefSeq and is a predicted model, not a curated record. Gene Ontology annotation, biological process: FAD biosynthetic process. Gene Ontology annotation, molecular function: FMN adenylyltransferase activity. The coding region runs from base 1 to 1212 and encodes 403 amino acids.